This is a messenger RNA of Racocetra persica, 1569 nucleotides long. NCBI's taxonomy places the organism in Eukaryota, Fungi, Glomeromycota, Glomeromycetes, Diversisporales, Gigasporaceae. The record is from the annotation of a GenBank genome assembly.
AAGCUAAGGAAAUUGAAAUGGAUGCUGUGGCUCUUGAUGGUAAGCUAAUAAUGCACGUAAUAUCAGAACAUGUUGAAAAUGCGGGCGUACACUCGGGUGAUGCAACUCUCGUCUUACCGCCACAGGACCUUGAUCCUGCUACUGUACGAAAAAUCGAACUCGCUACUCAACAGAUCGCAAAUGCAUUAAAUGUGACCGGUCCUUUUAAUAUUCAGUUCAUUGCUAAAAACAAUGAUAUAAAGGUUAUAGAAUGCAAUGUUCGCGCGUCAAGGUCUUUUCCAUUUGUGUCCAAAGUUAUGGACGUGGAUUUAAUCGAGAUGGCUACAUUGGCUAUGUUGGGGGGUGUUCAUAUUGAUCCAUACCCACCAAUUAAUUUACCAAAGAAUUAUGUAGCUGUUAAAGUACCACAAUUCAGUUUUAGUCGUUUAUCUGGUGCUGAUCCUAUAUUGGGUGUAGAAAUGGCAUCUACUGGUGAAGUUGCAUGUUUCGGACGAGAUAAAUAUGAGGCAUAUCUUAAGGCGUUGAUAUCUACAGGCAUUACUGUCACCAUGCCUCGAAAAAACAUUCUGCUUUCUAUCGGUUCAUUCAAGGAAAAGAAUGAAAUGUUACCAUCAGUAAGAAAACUUCAUCAGAUGGGAUUCAAUUUAUUUGCCACAUCCGGAACUGCUGAUUAUAUUCAAGAACAUGGACUUCCCGUAAAAUAUUUAGUAUCAUUGGAAGAAUCUGAGCAUCAACUCAAAUCCGAAUAUUCACUUCAGCAACAUUUAGCAAAUAAUUUAAUUGAUCUAUAUAUUAAUUUACCAUCAAAAAAUCGAUAUCGUCGGCCGGCUAGUUAUAUGAGUAGGGGUUAUCGCACACGUAGGAUGGCCGUAGACUACGAUAUUCCUUUAAUAACAAAUGUCAAAUGUGCAAAAUUAUUUAUAGAAGCGCUUUCUCGUGAGAACGAUUUUGAAAUUUUAAAUAUUGACUACAAGACGUGUCAUAAGAGGAUGUCAUUACCAGGUCUUAUUAACGUUUCAGCAUUCAUACCUCAUGUCGCAGAGUCUGAUAAUGAUGAUUUUGCACAAGUUACUAAGGCGUCACUUGCAGCUGGAUUUACCACCAUAAAUAUAUUGCCACUAGGAUUGAAUGAGUCUUUGAGAAACGCGAGAACAAUUGAAGUUGCACAUAAUAACAGUCGUAAUAAUGCACAUUGUGAUUUUUCGUUGUCAGUUAUUGUUACAGAGAACAAUGCUCAGGAAUUGAUGGCUGUAGUACCAGAUGGUGCAUCGUCUUUUAUUCCGUUCAAAAACAUUCAAGCUGAUAUGAUACCUAAAAUGGCCACCGUUUCUAAACAUUUAAGCACUUGGCCUCCGCAUUCUCCUAUAGUCACUGAUGCUAAGGGAACGGAUUUGGCAUCUGUUUUAUUAUUGGCAAGUUUACAUAAUCGUGCGGUGCAUGUAACCGACGUAAGUACUAAAGAAGAUAUUGUUUUAAUUGCUUUAAGCAAAGAGAAAGGUCUAAAGGUUACAUGCGAUGUCUCGGUAUAUGCUUUAUUUUUGAACUCCAAUGAUAUGAAUGGCAGUGAAA